Diorhabda sublineata is the source of this 2498-nucleotide messenger RNA. It is a transcript of the gene dac, whose product is annotated as dachshund homolog 2. The transcript has 11 exons. The record is from RefSeq and is a predicted model, not a curated record. NCBI's taxonomy places the organism in Eukaryota, Metazoa, Arthropoda, Insecta, Coleoptera, Chrysomelidae. Bases 243 to 2498 code for a protein of 751 amino acids.
UGCACUUCCUCAGGUCGCGCUACAGAGUGUACCUUCGGUGCGCGCUCACUGCCCCGCCCGCGUCAGACAGACAAACAAUACUGAAACCCUCACUAUUACGACAUCUCUUCGACUGUCUGGCCGUUUGCAAUUGUUCCAAUACAUUUGGUGAAGACAAAUAAAUAUAUACACUGGGAAAAAAAAACAAACAAAUGGACUUUGGUGUUUAGUGGUGUUUUAGGUGUUUAGUGUGCGUAGUCGCGAUGAUGGACAAUUCCGGUAUGGACUCUCCAAGCGAUCACAGUAGUCACGCGUCUUCCGGUUCACCGGCCGUAGCAAUCAAACAAUCUCCUUCACCUCCGAAUAAUCUAUCCGGCAAUCACAUCCAUAAUCAUAAUCAUCACGUGCACAGUCCGAGACAAGCUAGUCCUCUAGGACCACCGAUAUCGAUGGCACAUCCACUUUCACCACCGCCGGUGUCUUCUGCAAAUUUGGCCCGCAGCAUGGCGCUUGGACACCUGCCGCCACCAGGUCUCGGCCUUCUCAAUUCCUUAGGCGUUCUUCAUAAUCCAUUGGAUCUAAUGGCUCAUCACGCACCACCGCGUUCUUACAACAGUCCUCCGCCGAUUUCUACUUCCGAUCCAACGGCCAACGAGUGUAAGUUAGUUGAUUAUCGCGGUCAGAAAGUGGCGGCUUUUAUAAUUGUCGGGGACACUAUGUUAUGUCUUCCUCAAGCCUUCGAACUUUUCUUGAAGCAUUUAGUCGGCGGUUUACACACGGUUUAUACGAAAUUGAAACGAUUGGACAUUGUACCGCUUGUCUGUAACGUAGAACAAGUUCGAAUCUUAAGAGGACUCGGAGCUAUCCAACCAGGAGUCAACAGAUGCAAACUACUUUCGUGUAAAGAUUUUGAUACUCUUUACAGAGACUGCACAACGGCCAGGCCCGGUCGUCCACCAAAGAGGGCACCAGUGGGACUGAGUUUAGCAGCAACGCAUCUCCAACACCAACAGCAACUCAAAAAACCUCGCUUGGAUAACGGAGACUAUCCAUAUGAGAAUGGACAUAUGGCUGAACUAUCAAGAUUAGAAAAAUCGCCUUUACUAGCCAAUGGUUAUAAUCAUCCACCACAUUUAAGUCAUAUGCAGUUCAUGCAAUUACCGCAUCCUGCUGCGGCACAUUCAGCGUUGUUGUCGCCGGCUAUGCCACACAAUUUAGGACGGCCAGAUGGUUCAGUCAUUAAAAAUCAAGGAAUACCUGCAAUGGAAGCUAUAGCGAGAUCUGGAAUAUGGGAAAACUGUAGGGCAGCUUACGAAGACAUCGUGAAACAUUUGGAGAGGUUACGAGAAGAACGCAUAGAUCCUGAUAAAUCUCAUCUAUUGGAUCACAAACCUAGAGAUCUGAGUCCUAGAAAUUUAUCACCAACGGAGCAUAGUCCAGUUCUGAACUUAUCGAAAAGUGGUGGUGGCAGUGCUGGUUCGUUAGGUGACGCUGAUCAUUCGGGAAGCGAGGCAGAUGGACCAGAUGUACCACCUUCACCGAGAUCACCCAGAUCUGCCAUCGAAGACGAGGAAGAAGAUAACAUUUCCGAUCCUGAUGAUGAUGAUGAGAAAGAUCAAGAUAUGGAUGAGGGUGAUUUGCCACUUCCAACUGCACCUGGAAGUGACUCUCAACAAACAGCUCUCAACUAUUCGACUUUGGCCAAUGCUGUAGCUUCUGCAAAUGGUUCAACUCCCGAUGCUAGUAUUUCGUCGACAGAAACCCUUCUUAGAAAUAUUCAAGGUCUUCUUAAAGUAGCAGCAGACAACGCGCGUCAACAAGAACGACAAAUCCACUACGAAAAAGCCGAGCUCAAAAUGGAUGUACUCCGAGAGAGAGAAGAGAAACAAAAUUUAGAGAGACAGCUAAUUGAAGAACAAAAAAUAAGGGAAUUGGUACAGAAACGCCUCAGAAGAGAAAAAAGAUAUAGAAGGGAGUUACAAGCUAAGUUCGACUUGGAAAACAAGCGAAGGGCGCAAUUAGAAGAAGCGCUAAGAGCAGCUGGGUCAGCGGAACAACUUAAUUUAAUAAACGAAAAACUUGAUCAGUCCGAACAAAAGCCUUCUUGUAGCUCGUUACCAGUAAGCAGUUCGACUAGCAAUAUACCUAAUCAAGCACCUUUAACAGCUCCUCAACAUUCUGAUCGUCCAGACCAUCUCUCGGACCGUCCAGUGGAAAGAAUAAAACAAGAAGGUGACGAUCCGUCUAAUGUAGCUUAUGGUCAUCAAAAUUCUAAAGACAUCCGAGAUCAACCGACAACUCCAUUGUCGCAGGAAAACAAACCGUGGGCAUAUUCGGGUAUUGAACUCAUGAAUAACGGAGCGGCAUUCUGGCAAAAUUAUUCUGAUUCCUUGGCUCAAGAAUUGGAAAUGGAACGAAAAUCACGGCAACAGCACAUGGAAAGAGAAGUGAAAUCACCUUUACAAGAUAGAUCUGGAUAUUAUAAGAGUUCAGUGAUGUUCACCAGCAGUGCAACAUAA